GAAGCGGCAACGCUGGAGUGCAGAAGUGUAAGCUGUACACACCGAAGCGUAACCUGCUGGACUUCGCGUUGUCUUAUGUAAUUAGAAAAUAGCAGUGACACAGCACAUCCAGGAUUGUCUCAAGGUCGGAAUAUAAAGUUGGUGGGCACGGGUGGGAGAUCGAGUGAACUGGGAGAUCCAGGAGGUGCAAUUGGCGCAGUCGUUUGUCGUAAACAGCUCCAGGCAGCAGAGAUAAGGGAUCAACUACAUAGGUAAGGAUAUCAGUGAGACAUCUGCAGAAUGGGACUCCUUGGGAAAUUGCUUCUUGUCAGUGUGACUCUUACUGCUCUUGUUAUCGGAUACAUUUUCUACACUUUGAACCAAGUGCCACAACUCCCCGAGCUUGAAAACACGUGGUGGGGAGCUGGCCAACCUCGCAAGUUGGAUGAAUCUAUCCGAAACUUCAAAAUCAAUAUUUCAGAUGAUAUUCUGCACGAUUUGCAAAUACGCUUGGACCUACAUUCACAUAUCACACCGCCAAUGGAAAAUGUCAACUUUGAGUAUGGUUUCAACACUGAUUACCUGAAGAAAGUGGUGGAGUUCUGGAAGACAAAGUAUAACUGGCGGGAACGGGAGGUCUUCUUAAAUAAGUUCCCACAUUUUAAGACAUAUGUGGAUGGACUGGAUCUUCAUUUCAUACAUGUAAAACCACAGAAAGUUGACAAGAAUAUCCGUGUAUUUCCGCUUCUUCUUCUUCAUGGCUGGCCAGGUUCAGUGCGAGAAUUUUAUGACAUCAUUCCACUGCUGACAACACCACGUAAAGAUGUGAACUUUGUAUUUGAAGUGAUAGUUCCAUCAUUACCUGGAUAUGGCUUCUCUGAAGGUGCUUCAAAACCAGGACUGGGUCCGGCACAAGUGGCUGUUGUAAUGAAGAAUCUGAUGGAGAGAAUUGGAUUCAAAAAAUUUUAUGCCCAGGGUGGAGACUGGGGUGCACUUAUAGUAUCAAAUAUGGGUACUCUUUUUCCUAAAAGUCUUCUUGGUGUUCAUUCCAAUAUGUGUUUUUCAAACUCGUUAUCGGCAAAUCUGAAAGUACUUCUUGGAAGUUUAUGGCCAACCCUGAUUGUUGAUGAGGCUCAUGUUGAUAAGUUGUACCCUGUUGGACAACACUAUGCAUAUUUGUUGGAAGAAAUGGGUUAUAUGCAUCUUCAGGCCACCAAGCCAGAUACACUGGGAGUUGCUCUUCGUGAUUCUCCCGUUGGCUUGGCUGCAUAUAUUUUGGAAAAGUUUUCAACGUGGACAGAGAGGAGUUGGAGAUCCUUGCCAGAUGGAGGUCUGACAAGAAAGUACAGGCUAACAGAUUUGCUUGAUAAUGUGAUGAUAUAUUGGGUGACUGGUUCCAUUACAACUUCAGUGAGACUGUACAGUGAGGCCUUCACUAAAGCACAAUUUGCACUGAAACUGGACAGCAUCCCAUCCAUAACACCAACAGCAUGUGCUGCAUUCCCUAAUGAACUAGCCUACCAACCAAAAUCUCUUCUACAAGAAAAAUAUCUUAAACUUGUACAAUAUACCGACAUGCCUCGCGGGGGCCAUUUUGCUGCAUUUGAAGAGCCCGAACUUCUUGCCGAUGAUGUGUUCGAAGCAGUGAAGAUCAUGGAUAGCAAGAAAGCUACUUAGUGUGUUUGUUUACCUUAUUUUAGAAUUAGAGAGAAACUGAACAUGACCAGAUCCUCUACUUCACUUUCACUGGAAAAGUGUUUUUGUAAGAAUGAAUAAAUUCUGUAUUUUGAAGUAAUUUCAUAAUGUUAAUAAUAACAUUAGGUACAUAGUACCAAACCCAGAGACUGUGGAAAACUGUUAAUUUUUUUUUGCUUUGAACUUGUGAAGAAUAAAAUACACAACACUGUGUGCUAAAGAGAAAAAUUAUUUACCAAACAUAAUGGAUGUAGAAUAAUAAUAAUAAACUUGUAAAUAAUUAUUUUUAUAGGGAAAUCUUCUAUGGUGAAAAGGACAUGAAAUAGAGUUCUUAAAAUUA
Cryptotermes secundus is the source of this 2014-nucleotide messenger RNA. RefSeq names its product juvenile hormone epoxide hydrolase 1. The transcript is spliced from 6 exons. Bases 280 to 1656 code for a protein of 458 amino acids. The record is from RefSeq and is a predicted model, not a curated record. Gene Ontology annotation, molecular function: epoxide hydrolase activity. Lineage: Eukaryota; Metazoa; Arthropoda; Insecta; Blattodea; Kalotermitidae. Gene Ontology annotation, biological process: epoxide metabolic process.